CCAAAACUCGUGAUUCUAUACCUGAGAGUAUGAAAUGGCUGCCUCCGGGCGAUAAUGAGAAGGAUUGAGUCUAGUACAGAGCAGAUCAGAAUAAACACGAUGUAGCUGCAUGUAGGUGUAUCGUGUUAGAUAAACCUAAUGUAGCUCCUGCGGUAGGUAUAUGGAAUUAGACUUCUGUAACCUGUUCAUGCGACUCUAGCUGCAUAGUACACCGCCAGUAAGGACGAUUUCAAUAUGGUGGAAUGCAUUAAUCCUGGGCUGACGUUGGUGAAAUGAAGGCCUCUAGAAUGUUUAUCUUCCUCCCAGUCUCCCGAUGCUGUCCGUCAUUACUGUCGCUGUGACGGCGUCCAAUACUAGGGGUGGGGUGAAUGGAGAAGAUCACCUAAUAAUAGGUAUCCAACCGGCUGCAAGGUGUCUCUCGUUCGGAGGCGCAAGUAGUGAUCCUGCGUGGAUGAUCAAACCAGCCUCUUUCCUGAUGGCAGUAGUCAAUAAUGAUGUGACCACUUCGAUAGUACAGGAAAUGGAAUGAAGCCCGUAAUUGAGGGCGCCCCCACUUUGCGGUGGACACAAAACUGGCUCCCCCAAGUAAGAGUAGCUCCAUUCCGUGGCUCAUACGCAACAAUGGGCCUUCUAGCGAGCGAGUAAUGUUGCGUUUCACCUGCCGGGCCG
Aspergillus vadensis CBS 113365 is the source of this 669-nucleotide messenger RNA. RefSeq lists its product as uncharacterized. NCBI's taxonomy places the organism in Eukaryota, Fungi, Ascomycota, Eurotiomycetes, Eurotiales, Aspergillaceae. The coding region runs from base 314 to 529 and encodes 71 amino acids. The transcript has 2 exons. The record is from RefSeq and is a predicted model, not a curated record.